Molecule: messenger RNA, 2560 nt
Organism: Linum trigynum
Lineage: Eukaryota; Viridiplantae; Streptophyta; Magnoliopsida; Malpighiales; Linaceae
Source: the annotation of a GenBank genome assembly
AGUGCGGCUGCCGUUUGGCAUCCAUCCACACAUCCUGUAAACAGAAUUCCCCGCAAUUUCGUCUCCUCCGUCACUAUUCGUUUCAGCCCUUUUUCUCCCUUUCGGAUUUACUUUUUUUUUUUUUCUCACCGUCGUCUCGUCUCGUCUCGUCUCGUCUCGUCACCUCCGAGGAAAAGGGUGACAUUCGAUUCGAAACUCCUCCGCCACCAGAGACCCUUCUGCCGGAAGUUCCCCCCUCCGGCAGAGAGAGAGUGAGAGAGGGCUCCUCUUCCGACUUCCAAUCCUUCCCCGUCCAUUGCAUGAUUGCCCUCUCCCUCUCCUCCUCCACCGCCGCCGCUCGCGUGACAAUCUCCUCUUCCGAUUCAUCGACGCCUCUGCUUUCUCGUAUGUUUCCCCGAUUACCCAUUUCCCCCUCUCUUUGAUGCGAUCAUUCCAACUGCGCAAUCGGGUCAAUUCGAAGUCCGUUGACACCGAUACUAGCCACAACGGAAUGGAUCCCGUCAAGUCCCAACAGCGACCCGGACCAGCCGGGUACCGAUCCGCCACCAACUUCGCCUAUUACCCGAUUUCUCGACCCGCCAAGCGAUCCAAGUCCAACCUCAUCGUUUUCGGGUGUGUCCUCGCCCUCGUCGCUCUAAUCUCGUGUUUUUACCUAUUCAGCACCGGUCAGGUUGUGGAUUGGAACAAGAGGUACGGGAUUGUUAUCGACGGCGGCAGCACCGGGACGCGGCUCCACGUGUUCGCUUACAGGUUUCAGGACGGGAAGGCGGUGUUCGAUUUUGGGGAGGAGGCGGCGAUGAGGGUUACCCCCGGAUUGUCGGCGUAUGCCGAGGACCCAGAAUCAGCUGGCGCGUCUUUGAACGAGCUGCUUGAGUUUGGGAAAGAGAGGGUGCCGAGGGGGCUGUGGGGCGAUACUGAAAUUCGGUUGAUGGCUACUGCUGGGAUGAGGUUGCUGGACGUUGAUGUGCAACGCAGGAUUCUGGAAUCGUGUAGAAGGGUUCUGAGGCAAUCUGGGUUCGCGUUUUUGGAUGAAUGGGCUUCUGUUAUUACUGGUUCUGAUGAGGGUGUUUAUGCUUGGAUUGUUGCCAACUAUGCUUCGGGUACUCUUGGAGCAGACCCUCUCAAGACAACCGGUAUUAUUGAGCUUGGUGGAGCUUCUGCUCAGGUAACUUUUGUUUCAAAUGAGCCAUUGCCUCCUGAGUUCUCGCGGACUGUCAAGUUCGGGAAUGUAACAUAUAAUAUCUACAGCCACAGCUUUCUUCAGUUUGGUCAGAAUGCUGCAUUUGAUGCAUUGAGGGAAUCGCUAGCCUCAGCAGACCAUCAAUCAUCUGCUAAGUCGAUUGAAAAGGGAGGAGUAAGUUUAGAUCCUUGUACUCCCAUGGGGUAUUCACAUGUCAUGGCGGCGGGAAGUUCCUCUCCUGGUUCUUUCACUGAAAAUAAGGAUCGUCUCCUGUCAAACCUUCAGCCUAAGGGCAACUUCUCUGAGUGCAGGUCGGCUGCAUUAUCACUGUUACAGAAAGGAAAAGAGAAAUGUGCCUACCAACACUGCUCUAUAGGACCAACAUUCAUACCGAAGCUUCAGGGGAAAUUUUUGGCAACGGAGAAUUUCUUCUAUACAUCUAAGUUCUUUGGGUUGAGUCAAAAAGCUUUUCUCUCUGAUCUUAUGGGAGCUGGAAAACAAUUUUGUGGAGAGGAUUGGUCAAGUUUGAAAAAGAAGCAUAAAUCAUUAUCUCUCAAAGAUGAUGAUCUGAUGCGCUAUUGCUUCUCUUCUGCAUAUAUUGUUGCCCUACUUCACGACAGCCUUGGGAUUUCUUUGGAUGAUGAACGGAUUGGGUAUGGCAAUCAUGUUGGGAAUAUCCCUCUUGAUUGGGCACUUGGAGCUUUCAUCUUGCUGACCAGUUCUUCACAGGAUAUGCAACACCCUAGCUGGAUCUCCACCGUUAUUGGCGAUGAUUCACCCACAUUAUUAUCGUUAGUUGCCAUUGCUGCAUUGUUCAUGUUUGCAGCGUGGUCGGUGUCAAAAUGGAGGAAGCCUCAGUUGAAGACGAUUUAUGAUCUAGAGAAAGGACGGUAUAUAGUUACACGUGUGCGAAGAAGUUGAUAGCAUUUUCGGAUGUGAUACGUGUAGAUUUAUUCUUAAUCAACACAGAUCGAAGCGGGAGGAGCCUACCAUAUAGCUGUUUUGAAAGUCCAUUGCCUCCCUCCGAUUAGGUCAGCAGGAAGUCAGACACGGCAUUUACAUGAGUCGUGUCCUUCGAGAGUGCAAGGCAAAGAUGAUAGUGUAACAAGUUUACCCGCAGUAGUAGAGGGAUUGUGGGCUUCCCAUUUUGUAUUCUGGAAAACGGGAGAAGCCUGGGGUAAAUCUGAAUGUGGAACUGCAUAGGAGAAGACUGAAGAGUUUCUUCCUGUAUCUCUCCUGGGGACUGCAAAGUGCUCGGUGUGGAAAGAUCAAUGAUCGGAAAACGCAGAGAUAGAGAGGUAGAAGAAGAGGCAUUGAAGUUGACUUGUACACAUGAUUGUUUUGUGAAAUAUGAUUGGGGAGUAAAAAUGUGAUAUUGCU